GAGACAAUGUUUUGUUAUGUGCUGUUACCACCUGAGGGUGACUUAACACGCAGUUAGCUGUUCUCAGACGAUCCUCUUCUUAGUUUUGAGUAAAAUCAAAUAUUAUACAUACAUAUAUCAUACAACCGCAGCAAUGAUCUGUGUUUCCCGGUUUCUUCGUAUGAAUCAAGGGGGCUUAGCUCUACAUAUACGGAGAUGCCUAUCCUCCCAAACAGACGGAGAGGGUCGCAUUGCUCGGAUACUAAAGGAGAAAUUUCCCUUGGCGUCUUCUCUGAAAGUUCUGGAUAUAUCGGGUGGUUGUGGUGCCAUGUAUGAGGUACACAUAGAGUCCAAUGAGUUUAAAGGGAAAAGGAUCAUUCAACAACACCAGCUAGUCAACCAGGCUCUAAAGGAUGAAAUUGCAGGAAUGCAUGGAUUAAGAAUAUUUACAGACGUCCCUCAACCUUAGAAUCAGCCAUCUUCCCAUCUCCCCCACAAACCCAGUGUAAAUUGAAAUGUACAAUUGUAAUAUGUAUAUUUAUAAUUUAACAACCACUAUGGUGGUAAUUACAAACUAUAAUUAAAUAUUGUAACAUUA
Messenger RNA from Gadus macrocephalus (Pacific cod), 577 nucleotides. RefSeq names its product bolA family member 3 (gene bola3). The record is from RefSeq and is a predicted model, not a curated record. Bases 134 to 448 code for a protein of 104 amino acids. The transcript is spliced from 4 exons. Lineage: Eukaryota; Metazoa; Chordata; Actinopteri; Gadiformes; Gadidae.